AUGGGGCCCCCUGCCGCCCGGCUGCCGGGGCUGCUGCUGCUGCUGCCGGGGCUGCUGGCGGCCAGCGAGCCGGAGGUCUUCCUGCACGCGGCUCCCGGCCUGACCCCGACCUCCGAGGGGACGCUGACCUUGAGCACGUCGCCCGGCCAGACCCCCACCGCCAGCGUCCACACCCCGGCCGGCCAAGCGGCGCACCGCUUCCUCCAGACCCAUGCCAUGGCCUCGGUCGUGGAUUACCGCCGGGGGGACACACUUCAGCCAGGACCGGCACAGCAAUGGAAUCUGCCCCCGGCAGCCAAGCGUGCCGGACAUAUCCUGCUCCACACCCGCCAGUGGGCGGCCUUCUUCGACAUGGCCCGCGAGGAGCCGCUCCCCGGGCCGGCCGCCACCCUGCUGGCCGGCAGCUCCACCCUCGCCGGCCUGGUGCAUAUCCCCGGGCCGACGUCGGCCUGCCGCCGCUGCCGGACCCGGUACUUCCUGGCAGCCGGCCGGACCCUCUACCACAUCAUGCAUCCGGAGCUCGCGCCGGCCACAUCCACGGAGCCGCUCCUCCCGGCGGCGAUCACCCAUCUGGCGGUCACGCGCCUGGCCGGGCAAAUGAACCUCUGCCCCGGGCCGGCGGAUCUGGCCCGGCUCCGCCUCACUCCCUCGCCGGCCGGCGAGUGGGUCCUGACCGCCGGCCGGCUGGUUCUCCUGGCCCCCGACCCGUUCUACUGCCACGGCGACACCACCGUCGCCUGUGACAGCCGGGCGGCCGGCCUCGCCGGGGCCCCGCGCGGCUGGACCUGCAGCCCCGGGCACAUCGAGUCGCCCCUCAUCGCGCGGGCCAGCCUCCGCGCCGGGCGCGCCGAUGGCUUCUACCUGGACCGCGACUCCGGUGCUCCCCCCUGCACCGACCCGGACCACAGAUGCAAGCCGUGCGGCCAGGCACAUUGCCGCAUCUGCAACCGGAGCAACUGCCUCCUGUGCCAGGAGCCGUUCCUGCUGCAGCCCAGCGGCCCGCGUGGCAGCACCCUCUGCGUGGCCAGCUGCUCGGCCGGCUUCGCCCAGCUGGCCGGCGCCUGCGUGCCGGUGUCCGUGCGCGCGGCGGUCGCCUCUCUCGCGCCCCCCCUGGCGGAGCUCCUGCCCGGCCUGGGCCCCGGGGUGUCGGCCACCGGCAUCGGGGCCACCCGGCUGGCACUGGACCCGGCCACCCACCGGCCGGUCCUGUCCAUGCCGGAUGCCGACAUCGGGAACCCGAGCAAGGCGGCCCCCCGGCCGACGCAGCUCCUGCCCCCGGGCGAGGGCAUGGAGCUGGCGCCGAUCGCGAGCUACGCCGAGGCCGGGCCCCUCCGGCUGGCCGACCACCUGGCCAUCGGGGCGGCCCUGGUGGCCGGGGACCAUGGGAUGCGCCAGGCCUGGCUGACCUGCCCAUCGUCCACCGGCCAGCCAUGCACCGUCGCCCAGUCGCCCCCGUGGAAUCCCCUGCACUCGAAUGACACCCUCCCGGUGGAGCCCCUGACAAACCGGUGGAUCUACCUGCAGUCCUGGAACGGCAAGUCGGCCAUCCUGCAGGCCGCCCUGCCCGGGGCCGAGGAAAGCCGGUCCCACCUGCCGGGCGAGCCCGGCGCCUGGCUGGUGGUCGGUAACUGCCCCGCCCGGGUGUCGGCCUACCCAUGGGAGGUGUCCUCCCGGGCCGACAGCCGGCAGAUGGAGCUGCUGGGGCGCCUCCUGCCGGAUGGGCCCCCGACCGGCGAGUGCCUCGCGCCGGUGCUCCUGCCGCGCGGCGGCCACCUGCCCCCGGGGCUGACCCUCGGCCACUUCCUGGCCGCCGCUGCCCGGCCACCGGGCGGCAGGCCCAAUCGCCGGGCCCAGGCCGUCACGCUCCAUGGGAACCCGGUGUACCCGAGCGCGCCGGUCCUGCUGACCCGGGCCUUUGUCGGGGUGUCGCUCCUCCGGUGCUCGGGCGGCGAGGCCAAGCCGGAAGUCCCGUGCAGCCUGCUGGAUGCCUCCUUCUUCGACCUGCACCAUGCCGGCCUCCAAAGCGGCAAUGGCCUCUGGGCGCCGGCCAUCGCCCGGGCCCCGGGCCCCAGCGCGCCGGGCACCCCCUCGCAGUCGGGGAUCCCGCCGCUGGCGCUGCUCGUGUUUGCCCCGAGCGUCGGCCCGCAGACCCUCGUCCUGGCGGCGGACCGCCCAACGGGCACCUUCGGGCCCGAGUGCGCCCCCUGCAACCCCCUGUGCGGCCAGUGCUCCGGGCCCUCGGCCGACGAGUGCACCGCCUGCGCCUUUUGGAUGGCGGACGCGCCGACGGCCUGGUUGGCCGCCUGCCCGGCCGGGCUCUGCCCCUCGGCCCAGGGCCAGUGCCUGUGCCACCCAUCGUGCGACCGGUGCGCCCAGCCGGUCCCCAGCGAGCCCCACGUGUGCUCCCAGUGCCGGAGCGCCUCUGUCCCGGCGGUGUCCGGCUCGCCGGCCGACCACCGCCUGGCCUGUGACCCGGCAUGCGCCGAUGCCUGCCCGGCGCCCGGCCGGCUCCUUGACCGGACCUGCGUCGAGGCCUGUCCCUCCGCCCACUGGCCGGACACGCUGGCCGGGGCAGGCGUGCCCUGUCCGGCCGGCUGCGCCCCGUGCACCUCGAGCACCACAUGCGUCGGCUGCCGCGCUGGGUAUCGGCCCGAGGCCGGCGGCCUGUGCCGGCCCUGCCCCGGGUCCUGCGCCACCUGCACCCCGGAGGCCGCCUGCGACACGUGCAUGGCCGGGCUGGCCUUCCUGGACCCGGACCCGGGCGUGCCGUCCCUCUGCGGCAGCACCUGCACCCUGGGCGAGUAUGUCGGGGCUGGCCGGUGCGCCGCGUGCGAUGGGUCGUGUGAGCUGUGCGCCGGCCGGCCGGACCGGUGCCAGCCUGGGUGCGCCUCCUGCACGAGCACCGCAUGUCUGUCCGCCGAGACGGGGCUCCUGCUGAGCUCCGGUGGGCAGUGUGCCAGUGCUUGCCCGGCCGGGUGGCACAGCAACGGCGAGUCGUGCCAGCCGUGCGACAUUAGUUGCGCCGCCUGCGUCGGUGGCAUGGUCAACCAGUGCGCGGGCUGUGCCGCCGGGCUGGGGCUUGUCGAGGUCACCCCCGGUAUCGGCGCCUGCGUGUCCGGCUGCCCGGAGGGCCAGUACCGCGCGGGGGCCGGGUGCCUGCCCUGCGACGCGGCCUGCGCCACGUGCAACGGCCCCACGGACAAGGACUGCUGGCGGUGUGCCUCCGGCGUCCUGCAGGGCGGCGACUGC
Molecule: messenger RNA, 3249 nt
Organism: Fonticula alba
Lineage: Eukaryota; Rotosphaerida; Fonticulaceae
Exons: 8
Source: RefSeq, a predicted model, not a curated record